This is a messenger RNA of Closterium sp. NIES-67, 1321 nucleotides long. The record is from the annotation of a GenBank genome assembly. Lineage: Eukaryota; Viridiplantae; Streptophyta; Zygnematophyceae; Desmidiales; Closteriaceae.
UGUCUCUGAACUGAAGACUUCUGCAUGAACAACCAGAAUGAACUGAGCAGGUGUUGCAGUCUUCACGAUUUUGGAUUUGUUCACAUAUGCUGGCUGGCUGCAGCACCUUCUCUACUCUCUACAGCAGAAUCCGGCGUUUUCAUCGCCUCUUCCAGCCACCGUUGUUGGUCGUUGCUCUCAUAAGGUCUGACCAGGCGACCCUCGGAACCAGACGUUGCGGACUGGUCGCCUGCUGCUUUCACGUUCCCUCGAUAGUCAGGAAUUCUACCCUUCCUAAAGAGCGACUUCGAGUUGGCAGGUUACUUGCAAAAUAAUUCUGAUUUCUGAAGUGAUUGAUCAACAUCUUCUACCCAAGACGUUAGCAGAAGGAGACCCUGAUUGAAGCUUCAAGGACCAACAGAUUCCGCGAUAGUAUUUUCCUCCAAGCUUCAGCGACAGACGACAGGCGAAGAUGAGCGAAGUCUUCGGGGAAUACGAGAGGCGGUACUGCGAGAUUUCGGGGAACGCGAAGCGUCAAGCAGCGGCUAUCCCUUCCUUAGCGGCAGAUGCCAGGGAGCAACGAGCCAAGGACGUCAAUGCCUCGCUGGAAGAGGCCGAUUCACUUAUCCGGCGCAUGGACCUAGAGGCGCGCAGCCUGCCGGCAGCACAGAAGGCGGCGCUGCUGGUGAAGCUGCGCGAGUACAAGGCGGACCUGCAGACGCUCCGCCGCGACCUGCAGAGGGCGCUGCAGGAUGCUGCUGCCACCGCCAACGAGGCCGCCAGGGACCAGCUGCUGGGGAACGCGGGAGGAGCUGGGGGGCAGGGGGGAGAGGGCAUGAGCCAGGAGGAGCUGGCGGCAACGGGGGCGCAGCGCAUGCGGCUGCUGGGGGCGACGGAGCAGCUGGGGGAGUCGUCGCAGAGACUGGAGGCGAGCAAGCGUGCGCUGCUGGAGACAGAGGAGCUGGGAGUGAGCAUUCUGGAGGACCUGCACAACCAACGCCAGACCCUGCUCAGCGCACGCGACAACCUGUAUGGUGUGGAUGCAAGCAUCGAUCGUGGCCGUCAGAUCCUCAACUCAAUGGCACGGCGCAUGAACCGCAACAAGUGGAUCUCCAUCUUCAUCCUCAUUGUGCUCAUCCUCGCUAUCAUUAUUGUGAUAUUUGUCAAGAUGCAUCGGCAUUGAUCAAUCUAUGACCGAAUGGUUAUCAUCCAUAUGCCUUUCAAGCCUCGGUGGACAGACCAAGUUGAGAUUUAGACGUUGCAAGUUUGCUUGUACUUGUGCAUAUAUGCUCGUGUGUGUGACUACCCAUUUGUGCGUGUCUAGGAAUGUAGUGUGGAGUUA